AUGCGCCUACCCUAUGCUUCAAACCCGCCGGUCAACUUGGACGCAGCAGGAAGAGCUGUUCUCAGUCAGAUAUUAGCCCGCCGAGGCGAGAGCGGACUCAUCUCACUUGACAGGGCUCUACUUCACUCGCCAAUCAUUGCUGGUGGUUGGCAUUCCUUCUUUGGCGCCAUUUACUCCGGCUCCAUCAUUCGCGCUGAUCUAUUGGAGCUUGCGAUUUGCCGAGUUGCAUUGCUUAACCGAGCUUGGUACCAAUACGACGGGCAUAUUAAAGCAUUAACCCACUGUGAAGACUUUGAUGCGGCAAAAUUAAAAGUUGUUGAAACGUUGCAGCCGUCAGACAGAGGUCCCUUGAGUCUUCAGCAGUGGGCUGUGCUAAGAUAUGCCGAUGCAAUGACAAAAGACAUUACAGUUCCCGAUACAGUUUUCAGAGAACUCCAAAACUCAGGCUUAAACGACCGAGAAGUUACAGAGCUCACUCUGGCUGUUGCAGCCUAUAAUGGAGUGAGCAGAUUUCUUGUCGCAUUGGACGUUGGAGAAAGAAAUUCACAACCCACGUUGACUGGAGCAACAGAACCUCCAAGUUGA
Messenger RNA from Trichoderma atroviride IMI 206040, 585 nucleotides. RefSeq lists its product as uncharacterized. NCBI's taxonomy places the organism in Eukaryota, Fungi, Ascomycota, Sordariomycetes, Hypocreales, Hypocreaceae. The record is from RefSeq and is a predicted model, not a curated record.